GCAGUUCAUGGACUCUCUGCAACUGGACCCUGAGACGGUGGACAACCUGGACAUGUACAACCACAUCCCACCUGUCUUGAUGGAGAAGUGCGCAGCCCUGAGCGUGCGCCCGGAGACGGUGAAGAACCUUGUCCAGUCCAUGCAGGUGCUGUCGGGCGUCUUCACAGAUGUGGAGGCGUCGCUGAAGGAGAUCAGGGACCUCCUGGACGAGGACGAGGCCCAGGAGCAGAAGCUGCGGGAGACCCUGGGGAAGCUGCCCCCCCAGCAGGGCUCUCCUCCGGCCACCGCCUCCUCCGCCCUGGCGGAGGUCGCCAAGGAGUGGGCCAAGUACAUGGAGGUGCACGAGAAGGCCAGCUUCACCAACGCCGAGCUGCACAAGGCCAUGAACCUCCACAUCAGCAACCUGCGGCUGCUCAGCGGGCCCCUGGAGCAGGUGAGGGCGGCCUUGCCCACGCCCAGCCUGACUGAAGAGGACAAGCAAGUGAUGCAGAACCUGAAGCGGAUCCUGGCCAAAGUGCAGGAGAUGAAGGACCAGCGGGUCUCCCUGGAGCAGCAGCUGCGCGAGAUGAUCCAGAAGGACGAUAUCACCACCUCCCUGGUGACGACAGGCCGGUCAGAGAUGAAGAAACUCUUUGAAGAGCAGCUGAAGAAGUACGACCAGAUCAAGGUGUACCUGGAGCAGAACCUGGCCGCCCAAGAGAACAUCCUCAAGGCCCUGACGGACGCCAACGUCAAGUACGCCACGGUGCGGAAGGCCCUGGCCGAGGUGGAGCACAAGUGGAACACCACCUUGCAGACUUUGGUGACUUCCUACGAGGCUUAUGAGGACCUGAUGAAGAAGUCCCAGGAGGGGAAAGAUUUCUACGCCGACUUGGAAGGCAAAGUAGGCAAGCUCCUGGAGAAAGCCCAAGCCGGCCGCCAGGCGGCUGAAGACACCCGGCAGCAGGUCUUGGAGAGGGAGAUGAAGAAGAGGCCCCCGCCCCGGCCCACCACCCCCAAGCCCCCUCUCCAGGCGAAGGCCCCGGACCUGGACCCUGCGGAGCCCCUUCCCCUCAGCUCCCUCUCCCUGGCCGACCUGCCCGAGGAGCUGAGGAGCCUGCCUCCCGAGGUGCUGGCCUCUCACCUGGCGCAGCUCCCCCCGGACGCCCUGGCCGCUCUCCUGGGAGCCCACCCCUCCGGCUGUGGGGGCCUGAGAGCCCCGGGCCCCGAGGCGUUCAGGAUGGGCGGCAGGGCCACGAGCGCUCCUCUGCAGCCCCCACAGGUGGGCCAGCCCGCGGCCCCCUACCCUCCGGGCCAGUACAUGCCCGCAGGCCCCCUGCCCAGACACUACCUGCCGGCCAGAGGGGCUGCCCCCACGGCUGGGAUCCCGGCUGGCCCUGGGCAGGGUCCUUUCCCAGGGGCCCUGGGGACCCCUCACAUGCCCACCCCACAGAUGCAGCCUUCUGCCCCACAACCGGCCGUGCCUCCCCUGAGCUCCGCCCCAUCCUCCUCGCAGGCCUUCCCCCCUGGGGCCCACCUGCAGGGCCCGGCCUUGGCCUCUCUGCCGCCUGCCUACCCGGGGCCCCAGCUGCCUCCCCCCCGGUCCUCCCCGCAGCAUCUGCCCAUGCCCAUCUCCACCCCGGGGCCAGCCUAUUGCCGGGGGCAGCCGGCGUCUUCCGGCGGAGCACUGCCGGCGGGCCACGCCCCUCCGCUUUCUGUCCGGCCGCCCCCGACGGCCCCCCACCCCUUUGGAGAUGGCGGCUUCCCCGCCCACACCCAGGCGGUGCGGCCGGCCACCACCACCGUGGACAGCAUCCAGGCCCCCAUCUCCAGCUGCACCUUCCCCCGGGGCACCGCCGGCCCCCUCCCACCCUGGGCGGGGCCUCCCCCCCAGGGGGGUUUUGUGGGGCAGCAGAGGCCCAGCCUGCCAUUCCCCUAUGCCCAGGCCAGAGCCCCUCCCUACAUGCAGCAGGCUCUGCCCCCUUUCUCGGUUGCUCAGCCCCCGCAGGGCUUCUCCGCUCAUGGACCGCUGCAGCCCCCCCUGGAGAGGCCCGUCCAGCCCCGGGCCCUGGCGGGGCAGCCGUCGCUCCAGCAGUUCCUGCCCCAGGGCCAGCUCCCUCUGCAGCCACCGGCCUUCCAGUCUCCGUUCCCGCCCCAGGUCUCCGGGCAGCAGCCCUUUCCGGGUCAGGGCCCCGCUCAUCCUCCCAGCCAAGGGCAGUUCCCCGGUCAGCCGGGACCCCAGCACUACCAGCUCCCUCCCCACUCGGGGGCCUUGGCCUUCCCCGGCAUCUCGGCCGGCAUGAUGGGCCCACCUCCGCCUCAUCGGCCCUCCCUGGCUGCUGUCCAGCCCUUCCCUCCUGGCUCCUCCGGCCAAGUCGCCUUUGGCUCCGCCCCCUCGCCCAGGCCUCCAGGGCCCCCCGCCACGACCCAGAUACCUCCCGGGGCUCCCAGGGCGCUGGCUGGCCCGCAGCCCCCCCCCGCCAGCCAGCCGGUCCCUCGUCACAUCCCACCCGCUCCCAGCCCCGCGGGGCCCCAGAUGCCAGGCGGAGUGGUGGUGCCGGGGGUCGCCCUCCCCUCCCCAGCACCCUCUCCCCAGCCCUCCAUGGCCGCCCCGCCCCCCAUCCUCCUGCCUUCCUCCGUGCCUUGUCCGGGGCCGCUGCCGCCACUGCCCCCCUCCUCCUUGGCCCCGGGCGCCGCGCCCCUCCUCCAGGGCCCGGCCGAGGUCCAGUUCCACCGGCAGAGCUCCUCCACCGAUGACCUCCUGUCCUCCAGCCCCGAGAGCCAGCUGGGGUGUGCCAAGGCCGCGGUCAGCCAGCCACUGCUGCAGCCCACCAAGGCCGACGCCAAGGACGGCCUGAAGCCCAAGGCCGUGCAGCUGAUCGAGAAGGACCCCUACGAGAAGCCGGAGCGCAUCCGGCGGCUGCUGGCGGAGCUGGAGCGCUUCCGGGACACGGUGGCCGGCCUGGAGAAGCCGGCCCCUGCAGGGGGGGUCAGCGAGCUCGACGCCGUCUGGAAGGAGCUGCAGGACGCCCAGGAGAAGGACGCCCGGCAGCUCUCCAUCGCCAUCGCCCGCUGCUACUCCAUGAAGAACCGCCACCAGGACAUCAUGCCCUACGACAAGAACCGCAUCGUCCUCCAGUCCGGCAAGGACGACUACAUCAACGCCAGCCGGGUCGAGGACCUCUCCUCCUACUGCCCCACCAUCAUCGCCACCCAGGCCCCGCUGCCGGGCACCGCCGCCGACUUCUGGCUCAUGAUCUACGAGCAGAAGGUCUCCGUGGUCGUCAUGCUGGUCUCCGAGCAGGAAAUCGAGAAGCAAAAGGUGGUCCGCUACUUCCCCACGGAGCGGGGUCAUCCCAUGGUACACGGCCCCCUCACCCUGGUCCUGACCAGCCUGAAGGCCACCCCGACCCACGUGGAGAGGAUGAUCACCCUGCAGUUCCGGGACCAGAGCCUGAAGCGCACCGUCAUCCAUCUGCAGUUCUCCUCCUGGCCGGAGCUGGGGCUCCCGGACAGCAAAGGGGACCUCCUCCGCUUCAUCCAGGAGGUGCACAGCCAUUACCUUCACCAGCGGCCUCUUCACACCCCCAUCGUCGUCCACUGCAGCUCCGGGGUGGGCCGCACGGGGGCCUUCUGCCUCCUCUACGCCGCCAUGCAGGAAGUGGAGGCGGGCAACAGCAUCCCGGACUUGGCUCAGCUGGUGAAGAGGAUCCGCCGGCAGAGGAAGCACAUGCUGCAGGAGAAGCUCCACCUCAAGUUUUGCUACGAAUCGGUCCUUAAGCAUGCCAAGCAGGUCCUGCAGAGACAUGGGGUCACCGCCCCGUCCAGCAGCAAGCCCGCCAGCAGCCCCUCGCAGAAGCUGUACGUCCACCAAGACCCGCAGGACCUGCCGGAGCCCCCGUCGGCCCCCGCCGUGGAGAAUAAUGCCGCCGUGCUCCAGCCCCCGCCUGCGGCGCCGCCACCGCCUCACCCUGCCGACGACGACGACGGGCGCUCCGGCAGCCUGGAACAAGCCCCGCCACUCUCACCGCCCGCCCCCGGGCCCCAGCCCACCGUGGAGAACAGCCACCGCGUGGAGGACGGGGGGGAAGAGGAGCGGGAGAGCAUGAAGCCACUGCCCCUCCCGGAGGCCCCGGCAGUCCCCGUGGCCCCUCCCUCCUCCUCCUCCUCGCUGGAGCUCCUGGCCUCCCUGACCCCCGAGGCCUUCACCCUGGACAACGCCCUCAAGGGCCGGCACCGGAUGAGCAAGCAGAGCUUCCUCCAGCCCCAGAACGGGGAGGGCCUGCGGGGGACCCGGCCCAGCGGUGGCGACGAUGACGACCCCCUCAGCUUGCUCGACCCGCUCUGGACCCUCAACAAGACAUGAGGCGGGGGCGGGGAGGGGAGCCGCUGCCACCGCCCGGGAGACUCUCUUCACUGGGGGCCACGGCCGGGAAGCCUCUGCAGUGGCUGGAGCUGGCUGCCCCCCACCCCACCCCCACUGUCACACUGAUUCUCCCUCCGGCUGGCUGUUUCCCCACAC
Molecule: messenger RNA, 4501 nt
Organism: Gekko japonicus
Lineage: Eukaryota; Metazoa; Chordata; Lepidosauria; Squamata; Gekkonidae
Gene: PTPN23
Product: protein tyrosine phosphatase, non-receptor type 23
Biological process (GO): early endosome to late endosome transport; protein transport to vacuole involved in ubiquitin-dependent protein catabolic process via the multivesicular body sorting pathway; endocytic recycling
Cellular component (GO): endosome
Molecular function (GO): protein tyrosine phosphatase activity; protein binding
Source: RefSeq, a predicted model, not a curated record